Molecule: messenger RNA, 1438 nt
Organism: Benincasa hispida (wax gourd)
Lineage: Eukaryota; Viridiplantae; Streptophyta; Magnoliopsida; Cucurbitales; Cucurbitaceae
Product: serine/threonine-protein kinase SRK2E-like
Biological process (GO): protein phosphorylation
Cellular component (GO): nucleus
Molecular function (GO): ATP binding; protein serine/threonine kinase activity
Source: RefSeq, a predicted model, not a curated record
AAGUUCACACUAUCCCAUAUCUUUCACCACAAGCUUUCUUCAAAAAUCUCUCAAAUUUUGCCCAUCACCCAUUUUUUUGCCUUCUUUUGCAAACGACACAAAACACAAUGGCGAGCUAGGCAAAUACACAUUGGGAGGCCCCUUGAGUCUUUUGAUUUAGAGGGCGUCUCGAGAGAUAGGGUGGCCUGGUGACGACGAUUAUCGGAAGUGUUAGAGUUAUGGAUGUACCGAUCAUGCAUGCUAGUGACCGGUACGAGCUGGUUCGAGAUAUCGGCUCUGGCAAUUUUGGAGUGGCUAGGUUGAUGAGAGACAAACAUACUGAUGAACUUGUUGCUGUUAAGUACAUUGAGAGAGGUGACAAGAUAGAUGAAAACGUUCAGAGGGAAAUAAUAAAUCACAGGUCUCUGAAGCACCCAAACAUUGUCAAGUUUAAAGAGGUUGUUUUAACACCAACCCAUCUAGCCAUCGUGAUGGAAUAUGCCUCCGGUGGAGAGUUGUUUGAGCGGAUAUGUAACGCCGGCCGCUUCAGUGAAGAUGAGGCACGAUUCUUCUUCCAACAGCUGAUAUCAGGAGUAAGCUACUGCCAUGCAAUGCAAGUUUGCCAUCGAGAUUUGAAGUUGGAAAACACUCUCUUGGAUGGAAGUCCUGCCCCACGUCUGAAGAUAUGUGACUUCGGCUAUUCUAAGUCUUCAGUGUUGCAUUCUCAACCAAAAUCAACGGUGGGAACGCCAGCUUACAUAGCUCCUGAAGUCUUACUCAAGAAAGAAUACGACGGAAAGAUUGCAGAUGUAUGGUCUUGUGGAGUAACAUUGUAUGUAAUGUUGGUUGGAGCAUACCCUUUCGAGGAUCCUGACGAUCCUAAAAAUUUUCGUAAAACAAUUCAGAGAAUUUUGAAUGUUCAAUACUCCAUUCCGGAUUAUGUUCAUAUAUCCCCUGACUGUUGCCAUCUCAUGUCUAGAAUUUUUGUUGCCGAUCCUGCCAAGAGGAUAUCAAUACCGGAGAUAAAAAAGCAGGAAUGGUUUACAAAGAACCUACCGAGUGAAUUGGAAGAAGAUCAGAUGAUCAAUAGUCAUAAUUUAGUAGGGGAGGAGACAGCCGAUCAACAGCCGCAAAGCAUUGAAGAAAUCAUGCAGAUCAUCGAGGAAGCGGCGGUGGUAGAAGCUAGAGCGCAGAGUCCUAACGAGCAAUAUCUAACAGGAUGUUUGGACAUCGAAGAGGACAUGGAGGAGGAUUUGGAGACGGAUGCCGAAUUGGACUUGGAAAGCAGCGGUGAGAUUGUUUAUGCAAUCAUGUAGAAGCUCUGUUUUUAUAAUGAGCAUUGGGAAUAACUAUACUUUCAAAUUUUCUUAUAUUUCAUGUCGUUUUUAUUUUUAUGUUGAAUUGUAAUGGUGAAGUUUGAUUGUGUGUUUGUAUUAUUGAAAUCUCUUGUUUGUCGUAA